Molecule: messenger RNA, 2175 nt
Organism: Cyphellophora attinorum
Lineage: Eukaryota; Fungi; Ascomycota; Eurotiomycetes; Chaetothyriales; Cyphellophoraceae
Product: Poly(A) RNA polymerase protein 1
Exons: 4
Coding region: 1-2175 (724 amino acids)
Biological process (GO): RNA 3'-end processing
Cellular component (GO): nucleolus; TRAMP complex
Molecular function (GO): mRNA binding; poly(A) RNA polymerase activity
Source: RefSeq, a predicted model, not a curated record
AUGCCCGCUCGCCAAGGCGACAGCUGGCGUCCGAACUUCGGUUCUGGUCGUCCGCCACCAGAAAUUCCUCAAGAUGUACGCGACUCGAUGUUCUCGCUGAAUGGUGUACGAGGAGGUCGAUCCAAACAAGACCGCAUGAGGCGUGACAAUAGAGAUAGAGACGUGCGAAGCUAUCAAAAGCUCGAGCGUCAACGCCGUCAGCCACCACCCAGAACAGCCUCUUCUCGUCCGCUGCUGCAACAGUCACUAAACCUCGAGGAGCGCGUACUCCGUGACACAUCCGCAGCUGAUAAGUUUCGGAACCUCGAUGAGCUCACUGACAGCGAUGAGGAUGAUAUGUCCCAAUCAGACAACGAGUUCGAAGAUGGUCGUCCUUCGAAGCGCGCGAAGGUCACCGACGCCGAGAGUUCUGAUGCACUAGACCCACCGAAAUGGUCGAAUCCAGACCCCUACACUGCUCUACCGCCACCUGCCGAGACUUCAGGCAAGCGCAUCGAUGUCCUGAAGUUGAUCCGCAAAGCCAAGAUAGACCAAGAGAAGAAGGAAGGAGGCAGUCUAGACGGCAACGACGACUUCAUCUCGUUCGGUGAUCUUGAGGGUUCAGAACUGCAGGAGGAUGAGAUGUUGCAAUCAGCACCGAAUGGUCCACGUCGACGCAACCCGUUCAAGGACUCCCAGCUCGACGGCUCAGGCCAAGGACAAGAGAGUACAGGCAAGAGGAAGCGUGGCGCGGAGUCUGCGAUCCCCAGACCGCCUGCAGGUUACCUGCCAGCCGAUCAGCUCGUUCUGAAAGAGUGGAAGCCGCGAGCUCAUUCAAAUGCUGUCCCUUGGUUUCGUCCUGCUCCUAAGCGAACACCUCCAGGCAUUGCUCUUCACAAAGAGGUCGUCGACUUCUACGAGUGGGUCAAGCCUCAGGACUAUGAACGUGAUGUCCGUGCAGAUGUUCUCCGUCGUCUGUCGCUUGCGUUCAGCCGCAUCGAGUCAGGCGAGCUCAAAGCUUUCGGCUCAUACGCCGCCGGUCUCUACCUACCAAACGGUGACAUGGACGUAGUCUUCAUUACUCGGAAGUUCAUACCUGGACGAUACACUCCGAAUGGGUUGCCCCCCAAACCGCCACGAAGUCUUCUUGAUCGGUUCGCUACCUUGCUCAGACAGCAAGGUCUUGCAGAGAAAGGAUCCGUUGUGGUGAUUGCCCACGCAAAGGUGCCCAUCAUCAAGUUCAAGGAAGCUCGGAGCGGACUUCGAGUAGACCUGUCCUUCGACAACGACACAGGUCUCAAAGCCGUGGAGACCUUUCAGACCUGGCGGGCACUCCAUCCAGUCAUGCCGAUGUUGGUCGCGGUUGUGAAGCAAUUCUUGAUGAUUCGGGGGCUCAACGAUGUGGCCACUGGCGGCAUAGGUGGCUUCACAAUAAUCUGUCUCGUCACAAGUCUGCUCCAGCAUUUGCCGAAUACCAGACCGACUGCGAAUCUUGGUGAGAUCAUUGUCGAGUUCUUCAACCUGUAUGGAUACCUGCUUGAUCGAGAGACUGUCGCUAUUCGAAUGGACCCCCCGGGAUACGUUGACAAGGCACGAUACAAGCCGAUGCUCUUCGCGAAGGAGAAGGCAGACCGGCUGACGAUCAUCGAUCCGAACAGACCUGAGAACAACAUCUCCGGUGGCAGUCGUCUGAUUAGUGGUAUCAUCGAGGCCUUCCGCUAUGCCCAUGACUUACUCAUAGACCGCAUGAGCGCACAAGAGCAGGACAGGUCUGGUCGUCCCAAUGACAGCAUACUUCGCGAUCUGCUAGGCGGAGACUUCACGGCCUACGAAGAACAACGAACCCAGCUUGGUGAACUCUACUAUGGAUUGACUGGACAAGACGCUCCUAGUACAGCUCAACCUGGUGUCGAAUCGAAGCAAACAGCGGAAACAACGCCAUCUGCUAGCGGCGAUGACGGAGAAACUGCCACCGACACGAGCGAACACGCCAACAAAGGCCAUGGGCGCAAAGCGAAACAUAAACCGAAUAGCAAAAUGACUCAUGGCGCUCGCCGUGCUGAUCGACUAAGGAAGGCCAGACCCGAGCUCGCAGCACGGAUUCCGCGUCAGAUCAGCGUGAAGAGAGCCUGCGAGAUCGGUGGCUAUGCAGACAGUGCCGCCUUUGUCAAGGAUAUGAAGAAGAGGGGAUAUUGA